Helobdella robusta is the source of this 303-nucleotide messenger RNA. RefSeq lists its product as hypothetical. The transcript has 2 exons. NCBI's taxonomy places the organism in Eukaryota, Metazoa, Annelida, Clitellata, Rhynchobdellida, Glossiphoniidae. Gene Ontology annotation, molecular function: chitin binding. Bases 1 to 303 code for a protein of 100 amino acids. Gene Ontology annotation, cellular component: extracellular region. The record is from RefSeq and is a predicted model, not a curated record.
AUGAAACUGUUGGUAUUAUCCUUGCUGGUUUUGAUCCAGAUAUCUGGUUCUGCCAGAGCUACUCAAAGCCAUCAGGGAUAUGGAAUACCGGAAAUCCCGCCUGGCAUGUUCUGGAACUGUGCUGAUAUAAAUCCUUGCGUCAAAUCAAACUAUUUGUAUGGAUUGUAUUUCUAUUUCCCACAUGAAUCGCCAAACAAAUUUGUGCAGUGUGGUAAUUCUAAUCAGUGUUUCGUAAUGAAUUGUCCAGCAAGUUUAGUAUGGAGCAGAAUUAAUCAGACGUGUACUCGGCCUAAUUCUAAUUAG